This is a messenger RNA of Mytilinidion resinicola, 858 nucleotides long. RefSeq lists its product as uncharacterized. Bases 267 to 803 code for a protein of 178 amino acids. The record is from RefSeq and is a predicted model, not a curated record. The transcript has a single exon. Lineage: Eukaryota; Fungi; Ascomycota; Dothideomycetes; Mytilinidiales; Mytilinidiaceae.
UGAUUUCAAGAAGGGCGAAUUGGAGGUCGGCAUCGUGGGCGGACCGCGGGCGGACGGCAAGGAAGGCACCGAGACCGAAUUCCGGGCCCUGACAGAGGACGAGAUUGACGAACGGCUGCAAGCCAUUGCCGACAAGGACUGAGCGAGGUGCGCUGAGAUGGGGACGGCGAGGCUGGCAUGCAGGGUUGUAGUGGAGGACCGUUUGGCCGGCUCCGGGGGCGUCUGGUGCGGCGUCUGGUGCAGCGUCUCCAGCUGUGACGAACGCAAUGCAAGGGCAAUUUUGGGAUGCUCCCCUGCAUAAGCGUAGCGUGAUCUGGGAUCGGGGAAAGAGGACUGGGAGCGGUUCAGAGGGUGUUCUCAGCCGCGACGAUGGUGAGAGUUUGUAUGUCGCUAGUCCUUCUACUGAGCUCAAUUCCAGCCGUCGUCCUAGGAUCUCACUACCACACUCACAAGCCCCCCAGGAUGCGCCGUCUGAAGGGCUCGCCACAGUUGCGGGAUCUUCAAAUCGUUUUAUUCGAACUGAUCAGUCCGUGUUGGAGCAGGUCAGACAGAAGCAACCCAAUGGAUGCAGGUAUCUAACUGCCAGUUCUCAUCAGACAGCGGUCAGAGAGCACAGCACUCUACCUGCACGCAUCUACAGGACCAGCUGCAGUUGUCCGCACCAGCAGCCGCGUCAAAUGUCCGCACCAAUCGUUUUACGCUCUCGGUCACCAGCUAGUCAGUUCCCACUACGAUUACCAGCUGCGACGGUCCCCGCUAUUACUACCGCACAGCAAGCUGCAGCUUCUACUGGCACCGCAUAGAGCCGCACAGCCUUAUGUGGCGCGGCUGUUGUUUUUAGUUUUCCACUGGGCUCGC